Molecule: messenger RNA, 1083 nt
Organism: Ipomoea nil (Japanese morning glory)
Lineage: Eukaryota; Viridiplantae; Streptophyta; Magnoliopsida; Solanales; Convolvulaceae
Exons: 2
Coding region: 1-1083 (360 amino acids)
Molecular function (GO): RNA-DNA hybrid ribonuclease activity; nucleic acid binding
Source: RefSeq, a predicted model, not a curated record
AUGGGGGAAUUUUUUGAUAACCCAGGUGCUUUUGAUAGAUGGGUUACAUUAUGGAAAUUAAAGGUACCACCUAAAUGGAGGACUUUUUUGCAGAGAGCUAUAUGUGACAUACUUCCCACCACUAAUAAUCUGAUUGUAAAGAGGGUGCAAGUGGAUCCUACAUGCCCAAUGUGUGGGCAGGCACAUGAGGAUGUUAUGCAUGCUUUGAUUCUAUGUGAUUAUUCUAAGAUGGUUUGGAAUAUUUCGGGAUUACAUGUCACGAAUAUCCUAACUAAUUUCUUCUCAUCAUGGCUCGUAGGCGUAUUGAAUAUUUUGACGGAGGAUCAGACAAGACUUGCAGUUGGCGUAUUAUAUUACUUGUGGAAAGCCCGAAACUCAGUUGUUUGGGAGAAGGCUCUUCCACGGUCUGGAUGGACAGUCACGGCGGCAGCAAGGGCCGAGAGAACAUACAUCGAAGUAAAUCGCAGUUUGCGUCAGGCUUCUUCCACGGUCACGCCAGUCGACGAGACGCAUCAUCGACCCAGGUGUUAUUUAGAUGCCGGCUACAAGCAACCCACGAGGGAAGCGACGUAUGGAGUUGUGCUUCUGAGUCACGAUGGGUCAUUUAUAGCAGCAAAAUCUGGCAACCUCCCAAGUGCAUUCUCACCUCUUAUGGCAGAGGCACUGGCUUGCAAGGAAGCCCUCUCGUGGCUUAAAGACCGAAAUAUAUUGACAUUUGUCCUUGUUACGGAUUGCAUGGAGCUACGAAACAUGUUACACUCAAGCCGCAUGGCUACUCUGUCCUACGUUGGAGUAAUUGUGGACCAGUGCAGGACAUCUAUGUCGUUAUUUACAUGCUUACAUCAGACUGCGAUUAAGGAGAAUCCAGCGGAAUUAGGGCAGCAGUUCGGAGAAGCUCGGAGAAGCACAGCCAUCCGCGACUACUUGGUGAGGAGAAUCAGAGAAGCACAGCCGUACGCAGUUCGGAGAAGCUCGGAGAAGCACAGCCAUCCCCGACUACUUGGUGAGGAGAAUCAGAGAAGCACAGCCGUACGCAGUUCGGAGAAGCUCGGAGAAGCACAGCCAUCCCCGACUACUUGGUGA